GCCGGACGGUUGUUGGGGUUAUGGUGUCGUGCGGGACCUGAGGGGUGGUGGGCGCAGGGAUGGCGGAGCAGCGGCGUGGCCUGUUGCGGUUAGCAGUGUUACAGGAGCUGCGCGUUUCCUACGGGAUCAAAGUGAAGAGCGGGGCCUGCUUGGCGGCGGCGAAGCAACCCGCGGCGGCGGCGGCCGCAGAGGGUAAAAUCUUUGGAACAUCUUUUUAUGCGCUGCCACAAUCACUGGUGCCAGAAUAUGGAUAUAUUCCCAGCUUUCUCGUUGAUGCCUGUGAAUAUCUGGAAGAGCAUGUUCAAACCGAAGGACUCUUUAGAAAGUCUGGAUCUCUGGUUCGUUUAAAAGCCUUAAAGAGUAAGCUGGAUCAAGGUGAGAACUGCCUCUCAGCUGCACUACCGUGUGAUGUUGCAGGGCUGCUUAAGCAGUUCUUCAGAGAGCUGCCAGAACCCAUCCUUCCAUCUCAUCUACAAGAUGGCCUUCUCAAAGCUCAGCAGCUAGCAAACGGGAAGAAAGCUGCAACUAUGUUGCUUUCGUGCUUAAUGACUGACAGAACAAUUGAAACUCUGCGAUACUUCUUCAACUUUCUGAGAACUGUGUCCUCAAGAUCUAAUGAAAACAGAAUGGAUAGUGGCAACCUGGCAGUGAUUUUUGCUCCCAACCUCUUGCAUUCAAAUGAAAAUGAGAAGCUGUCAACAAGUACUGAAAAAAAGAUCCGUUUGCAGGCUGCUGUGGUGCAGACAUUCAUCGAUCACGCAGAAGAAAUUGGACAGGUACCAGAAUUUAUCUUGGAGAAGAUUCCUGCAAUGUUAGGUGUUGAUCCCUUUCAGUCUACUCCCUCAUUGAGGGGCUAUGAAGACAGUGAAAAUGAAUCUCCCAGUGAAUGUAAGAGGAGGAGACACCGAAGCGUUGGGGUCCUUUCAUCUGUGACUCCAGUGGUUCUCACUCCAAGUACUAAGCGUAAGCUUCCAGCUGAUUGCUCUCAGGGCUUGUCCAGUAAGAAGAGAAGAUCUUUUAAGCACGGUUUUGGUUUUGAGUUGUUACCAAGUAGUAUUUUUAACAGCAGCUCCACACCAGCAUCAGUUCAGUUUGAAGCAAGCCCUUGUGUGUCUCUUGAGUCACCUCAAACUUCAUUAUCUCCUUCAACGUGUGGUGAAAAUCAUUUGUCUAGCACAGGGAACAGAAGAAGUAAAAGAUUUGCAAGCAAAAAGUUGUACAGGGCUGAAUCAGGAAAAACAGGUUGCUUUUCUCCAAAGAUUAGCCGAAAAGAAAUGGUUCGUAGGUCAUUACGCUUGAAGUUUGGUUUGGGCAAAAGCAGUAGGGAUGUGAAUGUUGCAUCAGGAUGUGCAGUUGGUAAUAGAGCUGAAAAUAUUGGAAGGCGUCUUGCAAGCCAACAAAGUUUGGAAAGCGGAGCUGAAUGUGCAAAAAGAGGUGUACUCUUCAGCCCAUGUAUCAAUGAAAAAGUCUGUAAGAAAGGUUCAAAGAAUGUGAGCAAGUCAGAAGAAAACUUGUUAACUCCAAAAUGCCGCAACAAAGCUGUUUACAGAAUGUCAUGGAAUAGUCCUACUGUUACAGAUUCUCAGGAGAUCAGCAGCAAUGAGGGAAUUCUGCCAGAAAAUAGUUCUUCAGAAUCUGCUUUCCUAUUUGAAAAGCCACCGGUUCUUCCAGAUGAAUGCAGACUUACAGCUGAAGAGCAACAAGACAGCAGGUUAAAGCUUUGUGAAGAAGCAAAUAACUUAACUGCAGAAACAUUACUGAAAGUUAAACAAGCUUUCUCUGUGUCUGGAAGUAAUCUUCACAAUCUGAGAGCUGAUACAAAGUCGUCUUUCUCAGGUGUAACAGAUGAAACAUUAAAGGAAACUCCGUGUCUCACAGGACUCAGUCCAGAGAAAGAACUGGUAGCUGGAGCUUCUUGCAGUCCAGCAAAGGUAGAGUCCAGAGAGCUGUUCCACCAACAGUGUCAAUCCUAUGCUACUGAUAAGCAGCAACCAAAAAAAGAUGAAAUUAAAACUUUAGAGAAAAAAAGCUUCCGAACUUCUAUUGAGAUUGAACUUCAGAUCCAGAAACCAGAUAUAAGAAAUGUAAUAGAACUUCCUGUGACGCAGGUACUAGCCAGAGAAGACAAUUUGACUGUUCAGAAUAGUUCAUCAAAAGAUGACUUAAAAAACUUAGAUUCCUUUGGAAGAAAGGAGGAAGUAGAGCUAACGCAUUCACAAACAGCUGAAAACGGUACGGUACAUUGCUGUAAUUCAGACGAAGGUACUGCUAAACUACCAGGGGCAGGACAGCUUCCUGCCUUGCAGUUGCCGGUAUCAGGAAAUGAAGUGGGCAACCAAUACUUGCAGGGUGAAAAUUCUGCUAAAACUUUGACUAAGGCAUCAACUUUUCCUGACCAUGGAAAGGUUUCUGACCACAUACAGUGGUUUAACAAGCUUUCAUUAAAUGACCCAAGUUCUGCAAGCAAAACUAAGCCACCUCUUAAAUUCCAACGUACUCCUGUUCGACAGUCUGUAAGAAGAAUGAAUUCCUUAUUGGAGGCUAACAAAAGAUCUAUAAGCUUUCAGCUCGGUAUAGCUAAUAAUGUUGGUUCACCACUUGUAAAAUCUUUGAGCUGUGAUUCUGCACUCUCCUCCUGCACAGAAAAACCCAAUAAGAAUUCCAGUGCUUUGUCACUCAGGAGCGAAAGUACAUUUGACCAAGUUUCUACAUCUCAUAGUCAGCUUGACUUAGCAUCCAAACCGCGCUGCAGACAUCUAUAUCUGUCAGACAAGUCUGAUGGUUCUGUAAGAACUACUGGAAUCUACAGACAGAAAGUGACUGUUCAGCCAUCAAAGAAUGUUCUGGAAGAUCUAACCAAUCAGGAAACAGUGAAAUCGUGCUUAAAAGUUAAUGCAGAUAUAAAUAUUUCAGAUUUUGCUCCAGAAAAGUCUACAAUCACAAGAAGUGCUUCGGGAAAAGAAAAAGCUCGUUAUAGAGGCUCUCCAAAGAAUCCGAUAUCUAAAGUGAAACUGCUACCAACUGCAAAACCGGUAGACUUAUAGGAUUAAUUAUGGUUGUGAAAUGGGCUUACUGUAAUUUGGUUAACUUUUGGGAAAAUAUACCUUGUUUUUGUGAUUUGUACAAGUCUAUACCUUGUACAUAACACUUUGGGGUUUAAGUUGAGGUGGGUUUUUUUUACUUAUGCUUCUUUUAUAACUGCUAGUCAGUUUGUUCAAAUUGAUUUGAAUUUUUUUAGUGUUUUUACAAAUGUUUGCAUUUGUUGUUUGUUUACCUCAGCUUCUAAAAGCACACUGUGUGUCCCAAAAUAAAUCUUGCAGCAUUUAGACUAAACACCAGUUACAAACAGACCUAACAGACCUGUGAAGAGUGUGUCUUGGGUGCUGGAUCUUGUUGAUUUCCUUUCCUUCCUAGUUUCAAAUGUAUUGUAGCACUAUUUUGGUAUUUAAGUUGGGCCUAUUACCAAUUCUACUUUUAAGAAAUUUUCUUUAUUUCUAUUGGGGUAAAUCCUCAAGCAGUGAAAAGUCUUAACAUUUCUUCAGGCAACGCUUUCUGUAAAAUGUACCGAGUAUCUUCAGCUGUGGGCAGUAAAAUGUUACACAAUGAAAAGACAGUCUUAACUUAUUUCUAGAGCAAUAGAAUAGUGUGAACUGGAUGGUGCAGAAGAUGACUUUAGAUGCUGAUGCUGAUGUUGCAAGGGGGGAUGAUUGUAUGAAGCCAUAGUCUGUCAAAAGUUGAUUUGCACAAGUAAUUGUUUACAUCUUUUGAAAUGAAAACUGUUUGUCAUCAGUUGUAAAAUUAUUUGAGUGAACACUUGAAACUGUGUUAGCUUUCUGUAUGUGCAAAUUGUUUGGCAAAAUGUAAGAGCUGAAAGCACUGGAUACUUCUGGUUUUAAUAAAACCAUGGGUUUUGUUCCUUC
Molecule: messenger RNA, 3920 nt
Organism: Gallus gallus (chicken)
Lineage: Eukaryota; Metazoa; Chordata; Aves; Galliformes; Phasianidae
Gene: ARHGAP11B
Product: Rho GTPase activating protein 11B
Biological process (GO): signal transduction
Source: RefSeq, marked validated